Molecule: messenger RNA, 2799 nt
Organism: Drosophila rhopaloa
Lineage: Eukaryota; Metazoa; Arthropoda; Insecta; Diptera; Drosophilidae
Product: protein argonaute-3
Exons: 8
Coding region: 122-2737 (871 amino acids)
Biological process (GO): regulatory ncRNA-mediated gene silencing
Cellular component (GO): P granule
Molecular function (GO): protein binding; piRNA binding
Source: RefSeq, a predicted model, not a curated record
UAAAUUGUUGAUCGAUAAAAAUAAAUGCUUGCAAAUGGUUCUCUCUAAUAAAUGGUUAAUGGUUCUUUUCUGGUUAAAUUAAUAAAACCCAAGCCUAUUUGGUAAAUUAUAUUAAUUGAGUAUGUCAGGCAGGGGAAAUUUGCUAGGUUUAUUCAAUCAAGAGACUCGCACUUCGGAAAUUUCGUCUUCAGGUGAUGAUCAUGAAAUCGACAGUGGUUUGGAUGUGGACCAUUCUGGUUCCAGUGGAGGAUCUCUUCGAUUAGAAAAAUGUAUUGGAACUGAUCUUCUAACCACUCUGCAGCACAUAAACAUAUCAAUCGGUCGAGGACGUGCACAGCUUUUACAUACGUUAAAAAAAGAACAAAGCACAUUAAGAGAAAUCAAUUCUAAUAAAUAUAUAUUACAUUCAAAAGAUAGUUUUACCGAAAAUUCAAAGUCACCGCCAUCGGAACCAUCUACUUCAAAAAAUGACUUAUUUUAUCCCAAUGCAGUCCAUGGAUCAAAAGGUUCCUCUGUAAAUUUAUCUUGUAAUUACUUAGAACUUUCGACGGAUCAAUCAAAAGGAAUCUUCCAUUACGAAGUGCGGUUUCUUCCUCCCGUUGAUUCGGUUCAUUUAAGAAUGAAAUAUUUAAACGAUCAUAAAGACAAACUCGGAGGAACCAAAACAUUUGACGGUAUUACCUUAUAUUUACCAAUCUUGUUAGAAAAUCAGCUGACAGUUUUUGUUUCCAAAGUGAAAGAUAUGGAGUUGCAGAUUCGUAUUUUGUUCAAAAAAAAGGAGUCUCUUAAGAAUUGCAUUCAUUUAUAUAAUGUUUUGUUUGAUCGAGUCAUGAAAACAUUAAAUUAUGUAAGAUUUGAGCGCAAACAGUUUGAUCCGUCGCGUCCGAAAAUUAUACCAUUGGCAAAGCUAGAAGUUUGGCCAGGCUAUGUAACAGCUGUUGAUGAAUACGAAGGUGGUUUAAUGCUUUGUUGCGACGUUUCUCAUCGUAUACUUUGUCAAAAAACCGUUUUAGAUAUGCUUGUUGAUAUAUACCAGCAAAACGUAGACAAUUAUCAAGAUACCGUCAAAAAGACAUUGGUUGGAAAUAUAGUUCUAACAAGAUAUAACAAUCGUACCUAUAAAAUAAAUGAGAUUUGCUUCGAUCAAAGUCCGAAGUCCGAGUUUCAAGCGAGAACUGGAUCCACAAGUUAUCUGGAAUAUUACAAACAAUACCACAAUAUCAACAUUAAAGAUAUAAAUCAACCACUGCUUCUUAGUAUAAAAAAAACAAGAUCGAACCCUGACUUUAACGAAAAUGUACAAUUCUGUUUAAUUCCUGAAUUGUGUUAUCUUACUGGACUCCGAGAUGAAAUUAGAUCAGAUAACAAACUUAUGCGUGAGAUCGCUACAUUUACAAGAGUUUCUCCAAAUCAACGACAGCUGUCGUUAAAUAAAUUCUACGACAAUGUUUCGAAAACUCCAGCGGCUCAAGAUAUUCUGAACAGUUGGGGUCUUUCACUUGGCAAAAAUUUCAACAAGCUUAAAGGACGUCAAAUGGACACGGAACAAAUUUAUUUUUCAAAAACGACAGUGUCAGCCGGAAAAAAUGCAGAGUUUUCCAAGUUUGCUGUAAGCAAUGAAAUGUUGCAGGUUGUUAACCUGAAUAACUGGGUAAUAAUACAUUUGAGAAUUGAUAUACGGGCUGCAACGAAUCUACUUGAUCAUAUGAAACAAUGUUGUAAGUCUCUGGGCAUGAAAGUUUCUAAACCAACAAUGAUUUCUUUAGACCGUGAUCGAAUCGAUGCGUAUAUUCAAGCAUUGCGACGAAAUAUAGCUAUGGAUGCACAAAUAGUCGUCUGUAUUUGUCAUAACAGUAGAGAAGAUCGAUAUUCUGCAAUAAAAAAAAUUUGUUGCUCGGAAUUACCAAUACCAUCACAGGUUGUAAAUGCGAAGACCUUAUUAAAUGACCAAAAAAAUCGGUCUGUUGUACAAAAAAUUGUGUUACAAAUGAAUUGUAAAAUUGGAGGCUCUUUGUGGACUGUUAAAAUACCGUUUAAAAAUGUAAUGGUUUGCGGAAUCGACUCCUAUCAUGACCCAUCCAAUCGAGGAAACUCUGUUGCUGCAUUUGUGGCAUCUAUGAAUUCGUCAUACACGCAAUGGUUUAGUAAAGCUGUAUUUCAAACAAAAAGUGAAGAAAUCGUUAAUGGAUUAACCGCAUCUUUUGAAAUUGCACUACAAAUAUAUCUCAAAAGAAAUGGCUAUCUACCCGAAAAUGUUAUUAUAUACAGAGAUGGAAUCGGAGAUGGUCAGCUGAUUACUUGCUCGAAAUACGAAAUUCCACAAUUUGAAAUGGUUUGUGGAGAUCGGAUCAAAAUUUCAUUUAUUGUAGUCCAAAAACGGAUCAAUACUCGUUUUUUUAAGGGAGGUGACAACCAAUUUGAGAAUCCAUUGCCUGGAACUAUCGUUGACCAACAUAUAACCAGAUUGAAAAUGUACGAUUUUUUUUUGGUUUCACAAUUGGUACGACAGGGCACCGUAACUCCUUCUCAUUUUGUUGUUUUAAGAGAUGACGCCCAACAUGGACCGGAUAUCAUUCAAAAGUUAACUUAUAAACUUUGUUUUUUAUAUUACAACUGGGCUGGUACUGUACGAAUUCCAGCUUGUUGUAUGUAUGCUCAUAAAUUGGCUUAUUUGAUUGGACAAAGUAUUCAACGAGAUGUGGCAGAAACGCUUUUGGAAAAACUUUUCUACCUUUAAACUUUUAAAAGAUUUAUGUUCAUGAUAUCAACUUGGAGCGAAAUUAAAAUUUAUAUAGCAUA